Aspergillus niger is the source of this 1221-nucleotide messenger RNA. RefSeq lists its product as uncharacterized. NCBI's taxonomy places the organism in Eukaryota, Fungi, Ascomycota, Eurotiomycetes, Eurotiales, Aspergillaceae. Gene Ontology annotation, biological process: cristae formation. The annotation marks the transcript as partial. The record is from RefSeq and is a predicted model, not a curated record. The transcript is spliced from 2 exons.
GAUGUUAAUUUUGACCGGUCGCUGCAACGUGCGCCUCCUCGCCUUGGUCUUAAGGUCACCAGGCAGAUAGGUGAUAGGAGGUUCUUGAUCGGGUUGAACGCCGAGACUGCAAUGACCGUUCCAGCUCAGUCCAGUCAUUUCCAAAUCGGCGUCGUCUCUCAGCCCAAGCGGCUGAUUUCCCCGGCGGAUGUCGAGGAAGAGGUGGAGGGGGACGAGGAGGAUGAGGAGUUUGAAAUGGUUCGCCGCCAGCAGCGCAAGCAAACUGGAGCUGCCGAAGCCUGGCAGACGAACGUGAUAGCGACCCCGAUGCAAACUACUUUGUCAUUUGUGUAUUCGCGCAAUGUUUUCUCAGGGAAAACGGCCUACGAGCGUUUACGCUCUGAAUGGAGCUCCGAGGGCCAUCAUUCGUUGCCGGAGGACAAUGAGCCGCGAUCUGUACGGGUAAAUGUUGAGACUACCGUGGGGCUUGAUUUGGCGCUUGGAUGGCAUAUUGAGGGGACCCGCCAGGUUGGCGAUUUCACUCGCUUGGGUCUUGGGGUUGGUGUUCGAGAUAUGCAGGGCCUCGUCGUGACUAUGUCCUGGAGCAGGCUGGGCCAGAAGAUCAGGGUGCCCGUAUCUGUUAUCCCAUUUGGACUUGUCGAUGCGGAUGUAGCGGCAAUGGCUAUUAUCUGCCCGUGGCUAGCGUACUGCGCGCUAGAGUUUGGAUUUAUUCGUCCAAGGGAGAGAAAGAGGCAUCGCCGGGCGAUUGCCCGACGACAGAAGCAGCUGAGAAGACUUGUGCCCAAGAAGCGGGCCGAGAGCCAAGAAGCUAUUGAUAUUAUGACCGAGCAAGUACAACGCCGGCAGGCGAAAGAGGCUAAGCAGGGUGGUUUGGUCAUUCUCCGGGCUGAGUACGGCUACUAUCCUUCGAAGAAGGACAGGGAAAGCGGCCGAGAACCGGAAGUCACGGACGUCUCCAUCCCAGUAGCUGCACUGGUUGACCACGGACAACUGGCCAUCCCCAAGGAGAUGGUCAAGGUGAGUUUACAGUUCCCUUCUGCAGGCGAUGCUAGCAGUGCUGAUUUGAGUUUGACGCAGUCCCAUAUCCUUGGAUUCCACGACCCGGCUCCACUUCUGCCUAAGAUGCUCAAGAUAUGGUACAAUUACCAUGGACAGGAGCAUUACGUCGAAGCAAAGGAGACAGAAGACAUUUCCUGUCCUAUGCGUUCGCAUCUAUUGUAG